CGAGCCGCGCGCGCGUCGAUCCGGACUCGGAGGACGACGAUCAUGUCGCAGGUUCUCCUGAACACCCUCGACGGCGACACCCGCGUCUUGCGCCUCGAGCGCGCGCCGGAGACGCCGCUCACGCUCGGCGCCCUCCGCGCGAGCGUGGAAUUCGACCAAAAGAUCCCCGCGGACGAGCAGAUCCUCCGCGUCGGCGACCGCGUGUUCGGCCCGCGCGCGGACGCGUCCACGCGGCUCAUCCCCCUUGACGUCGACGAAGCGCGCCGCGACGAAGGAGCGCUUCUUCCGUCGUGCGCGCUCCUGCUCGCCCUGAGCGGCGGCAAAGGCGGCUUCGGAUCGCUCCUGCGCGGCGCCGCCAAGUCCGCGGGGACGACGACCAACUUCAACGCGUGCAGAGAUCUCAGCGGUCGACGCAUCGGCCACGUCAACGCGGAGAAGAAACUUCGCGAGUACGAGGCGCGCGCGGACGAGCGCGCGCUCGAGAAGAUCGCGAUGGAGCACUGCAACCGCAAGGACCUCCAGACGAAGAGGAGGUUCCAGGAGAUCGAGGAGGAAGAGAAGAAGAGAUACGCAGAAGUCGUCACCGUCGCGCUCGAAAACGUCGGCGACGCGGUGCACGACGGCUUGCUCGCCGCGGCGAAGAACGAGAAAAAGGAGCGCGACGCGAGAGAGGCGAACGAGCGCCGCGCGCGAGAGGCGCAGAGGGCGAGGGACCGAGGGAUCUUCGGGUUGGGGGGGCUGAGCGAUUCGGACGAGGACGACGACUCGGACGACUCGGACGAAAAAGACGACGACGACGGGCCCGGGCCGAGACGGAACGCCCCCGCCGGCGAGGUGUACAUCGCGGGGAAAGGGUACGUGGGGAGGGAGAAGAAAAAGGCCCUUCGCGAGGCGGACCCUUCGCGCCCGACGACGCCGCCCGAGGACGAGGCGGCGGCGAAGGCGAACGACGACGCGUCGCCCCCCGCGGAGGAGACGAAGAAGACGACGACGACGACGAGGACGACGACGAAGACGACGGAGCUUCCGGCGGAGAUCAUCCUCGCCGACUACUCGCGCGCGAAAGAACUCGAGGCGUUCGGGUUGGACCGCCUGAAGCGCGAACUGCUGGAGCGAGGGUUGAAGUGCGGCGGGACGCUCGCGGAGCGCGCGGACAGGCUGUUUCUGCUGAAGGAUAAGACGAUCGACGAGAUCGAUCCGAAGUAUCUCCCGCCGAAGAAAAAAGCGAAGAAAUGAUGUCGGUAGGGAGGUUGUAUUGCGUGAAAUCCAGAGGUUGGCUGGGUGCAACGAAUUCCGCUUGCUCGCGGCGCAUCAACUUAGGUUGCUGCAAUCAUCUUUUACUACGUAGGGUGAGCGUUUGUGAUGAUACGAUCACGACUAGACAACGACAUCAUCACGUGACGUGACGUGACGUGACGCACAUCACGCGAGCGUCGGCCACUCCCCCCGCAACGCCGCCUCCAUCGCCUCCCUGCCGACGUACCGCGCGCGGACGACGUUGUCGUCGAACGUCCGACCGUGCAGCGCGAGUUUCGCCGCCGCGCUCGCCGUCGUCGCCGCCGCCGCGGUGCCGGCGAAGGACACGAACACCCUCGUGACGCCCGCGCUCUCGCCGUUCACGAAGGAGGGUGGAACCGGAAUCGCGAUGUCUCCGACCGCACCGUGCUCCUCGCACGCCUCGCGGACGUCCGCCUCGAGGUCUUCGCGUUCGUCCGCGUCCCCCGCCGCCGUCGCGGAUAUCAAAUUUUCGAGGCACAAGACGGCCGUCGCGGGCGCCUCCGCCGCCGCGGGCGCCGCCUCGAGCGCCAAUUUUUGCGCCGCCUGCGUCUCCGGCCGCAGCCCGCUCGGCGCGCCCAUGUUCGGGAACAGCGCGUUCGUCCCCGGGGCCCAGCACACGGGCGUGGACGACGGGAUGUACCCGGGCGGGGGCUCGACGUACCCUUUCGGUCGCCCGACGUUGAUCGGUCGGCCGCACACCUCCAUCUUAUCGAGGUUGAUCGCCGCCGUCGCGAGCUCCUCCGAGCGCAACUCGACGAAUCCAAAUUUCUGCGAGCCGUCCAUCACGAUGUUGAUCACAGGCGGCCCCGCCUCCGCGGCUCUCGGUAAGAUCUGCGACAUGACCGUGUCGAACAG
This is a messenger RNA of Micromonas pusilla CCMP1545, 2133 nucleotides long. RefSeq lists its product as uncharacterized. The transcript is spliced from 2 exons. Bases 43 to 1236 code for a protein of 397 amino acids. Lineage: Eukaryota; Viridiplantae; Chlorophyta; Mamiellophyceae; Mamiellales; Mamiellaceae. The record is from RefSeq and is a predicted model, not a curated record. Gene Ontology annotation, cellular component: nucleus.